CCGGCGGCCGCCCCCCCCCGGGGCUCUCUCUCUCUGUCUACUUCAAAUGGAGUCCGCAUUGUCCGUAACGACGACGAGGAGGGUAGCUCUCUUCACCGUCUCCAAAGCGCAAAGCCGCCGUCGCCUUUGCGGGGCUCCUCUGAGUCAGUGUCUUCCGAGUCAAGACCUGACUCGCCAACUCAGGUGCAGUCGCGGUUUCCUUUCGUCGAGCCUGUGGGCCUCGGUGGCGGUGCCUCUUGUACGAAGCCGUCCUGAGUGCGUGUCGAGCUCCGCUUCUUCCUUCGCUUCUGGUGGCGGGAAUGGUGGCACGUUUGGUGGAGAGAACGGAGGCGGCGGAGGCGGCGAGAAUGGAUCCGACGGUGGGGAUGCUAAGAGUAACUUGGUUUCUGGGGGAUCUGAAGAGGUCUUGGCGCUUUCGACUGAUGUGAUUAUACUGGACGUUGGAGGGAUGACAUGUGGGGGAUGUGCAGCUAGUGUGAAAAGAAUUCUAGAAAGUCAACCACAAGUGUCAUCUGCUAGUGUGAACCUGGUAACAGAGACAGCUAUAGUAUGGCCUGUAUCUGAAGCCAAGGUCACACAGAACUGGCAACAACAGUUAGGAGAGGCACUAGCAAAUCAUUUGACCAGCUGUGGUUUUAAGUCUAACCUUCGAGUGGCAGGUCAAGGAGCCAUUGAAGGAGAAAUUUCAGCUUGAAAUGCAAAUGAUUUGUUGUAAGGAGCAACCAUAAUUGGUGAGUCUCAUCAGCUACAUAUGGUGGAUUGGUCGGACAGCCAUUUCUAUUACUGGAGAGACCAUUCAUUGUGGAGAAUUUGCUCUUGCUCAAUCCGAGCUUAGCAGUUAUAUCAGAAAACUAAGGACUUUCUUAUAAGCUGUAUUUAAUGUUAAUGAUAGUUGAGAACUACGCAUUGUGUAUAAAUUUGGGAAUAGUUGUUACCUAUGAGAAAAAGGGGGAAUUGGUGUUAUAUGGAUAUUCUUUCCACAAUUAAGGAGCCUUAAACAGCUUUCAUUUGUCCUAAGGUUCUAUACCGCGCUUGUUCUUGCAUGGGCUUGUUUUAAAGAAUUGGUUGUCUAACCAGAAGUCAUAGUGGCUUUGAAUUUAAGCAUCUUAGUGCUUGUUA
Molecule: messenger RNA, 1119 nt
Organism: Carya illinoinensis
Lineage: Eukaryota; Viridiplantae; Streptophyta; Magnoliopsida; Fagales; Juglandaceae
Product: copper-transporting ATPase PAA1, chloroplastic-like
Exons: 5
Coding region: 47-694 (215 amino acids)
Molecular function (GO): metal ion binding
Source: RefSeq, a predicted model, not a curated record